CGGAAUAUGAGGUGGAUAACACGUCUGUGUUUGUCCGCGUAGGACAGAGGAACAUUUAUCUAUCGAACGUGCAGUGGCGUUUUAUUUUAAGGAAUGGCGGAUUCUUCGGAAGAGGCGGAACUCCACGUGGACGGAAAAACAGUUGCCCAAAUAAUCGCCGAGUACUACGAGGAUCUGAACUACAUCGACCACGACGCGGUGCUGGCGCGUCUGCUGAAGAAACAAGUCAUCACCCCCGUCGAGCAUGUCGAGAUCAUCAAGACGUCUCAGAAGAUGGAGAAAAUCAUAUUCAUUCAGGAAAAACUGCCGCAGAAAGGGGACACCGCCUUCCAGAAAUUCUUGGAAUCCCUCGGGGAGACGGGCCAAAAAAAACUGGCCUGGAAAAUGCGACGUCAAUCCAUUGACCGAUCAAAACGUGACGAGGUUCCCGGAUACUUUCGCGAAUCUUCAACCUCCAGUCUUUCUGAUGAUGCUUCGAAAGAGAGCUACGGAGGCUCGGUCAGGUCAGAGGUGCCAGAGGUGGAUCAUCCCAAGUCGGAUAAUACGGAGACAAUGACCACUCCAAGUGCAGUCAAAGAGCUGGUGGACGAGGUGCCAGAAGAACUGAUUCAAGAAAUGAUGAAGGUACAGGCUACAGAGAAGGGACUGAAAGCGCAGGUUGGGGCUGUUGGGACAAAGCUAAGAAAAGAAUCCAAGAAAGAGUCUGUGCAUCAAGAGAUGGAAGGGGAUUACCGCGUGAUCGAAGAAGAGCUCAGUGAGAGCAGAGAUGAGGUAGGAAAGCUGCAGCUGUUGAAAAUAUUGACCAUGGAGAAGAAAGCAAAAGACCUCGAGGAGCAGCUCAAGAGUAAGCAGAAUGUACACGUAUAUGGAGAGAAGAACUGCACCAUUGAGAGGCAGUUCCAGGAGAGAAGUAAUCAGGUUGCUGAGUUGCGCCGACAGUUGGACAUUCUGGAGGGGAAGUCCGUACAGGUCGGUGCAGGGAACAUUGAUACAGCCAUCCCAACUCAAGAUGAAGCAGUCUUUCAGCAAUCACAGAUGACUCAGGUGAAACUGAAAUGCCGAACUAAGAUCACCACAUGGAAUGAACUGAUCGCCUUCAUUGGUGAGAACCAGCAGAACAGCCUCAUCAUCAUUCAUGUCUAUUCGCACAAAAGCAAGAAGAAAAUUGAAGCGGAAGAUGUCAAGAGAAAAAUUGUUGAAAGAAUUAGUCAUGCGAUCUUCCUGGAAGCCGACUUGCAUGCGGACUGGAUAAAGGACUUCUUCUGGAAUUACAAUGAGAGGAAAAGGAGUGAUUAUUGGAUUAUUGUGAUGUCACAAACACCAGCGGAUUUGUGGACCAUUUGCGACCUUACUUCCAAAUGGGGUUGCAUCUCAGUGGGGCAUCCCCAUUCCAAAUUUGUUGGGGGUUGCAUUGGUAUCCCCAUAGGGAAAAAAUGGCACUGA
Darwinula stevensoni is the source of this 1443-nucleotide messenger RNA. Lineage: Eukaryota; Metazoa; Arthropoda; Ostracoda; Podocopida; Darwinulidae. The record is from the annotation of a GenBank genome assembly.